AUGACCUCAGCAUCUAGCAAGUCGACCGCGACGCAGAAUCCAUCUUCCGGAACCGCCAAAAUUGUACGAUGUCCAACGCAAACUCUCGAACGAUUGCGGCGCCUGAACGAAGCAGAGAUAAUCACACUCUUCACUCCAUUCGUACCCCAUCCGCCAUCGACGAUACUGGCAAAGGACAUGGACCCUUUCGAGCCUCUCGGCCGCGCUUUACCAAGACAAGUACGACACGUCCCAUACCGUCUCGACUCUGGUAUGACAGAGAUGCAUGCCGAUUUUCUACCAACCAGCGGAGCAGUCGUCAUCGUCAUAUGCGCCACAUCGAACGUCAUCAGCAACCAGGCUCGGGCUUUUGAACGGCAAUUGAAGUUUGCGCGGAGCAUUUCAAAGAAGAUAGCGAAGAACGAUACCAUACCCGGACUUCCGAUGAUCCUCAUUCUCAUCGAUGACGGUGCCACGGGCCAAGCUUAUGUCAAUGCGGCAUACGACUUCCCAGCACUUGUUACUGUCAACGACUAUACUACUGCAGCACUUGUGAAUGCGGUACGUGUCCUAUUUGGCAACUGA
This is a messenger RNA of Alternaria arbusti, 564 nucleotides long. RefSeq lists its product as uncharacterized. The coding region runs from base 1 to 564 and encodes 187 amino acids. The record is from RefSeq and is a predicted model, not a curated record. The transcript has a single exon. Lineage: Eukaryota; Fungi; Ascomycota; Dothideomycetes; Pleosporales; Pleosporaceae.